Molecule: messenger RNA, 3076 nt
Organism: Heteronotia binoei (common prickly gecko)
Lineage: Eukaryota; Metazoa; Chordata; Lepidosauria; Squamata; Gekkonidae
Product: solute carrier organic anion transporter family member 1A2-like
Exons: 15
Coding region: 74-2209 (711 amino acids)
Biological process (GO): transmembrane transport; bile acid and bile salt transport; sodium-independent organic anion transport
Cellular component (GO): membrane
Molecular function (GO): protein binding; bile acid transmembrane transporter activity
Source: RefSeq, a predicted model, not a curated record
CUUACAAAGGCUCAGCCAGAGAAGAUCAGACAGCAGGGAACUCAGUUAGCGUAAGGUCUGAUCUGGGUCCGAGAUGGAGUUCGAAGCCCCCGUGAACGAUGGCAUCAAGGCUGGUGGGAGCAACACAGAAAACCACAAGGACGAUCCCAUGGCCCAUUCAAAGAACAAGGCGGAAGGCGCGAAGAAGCUCGCUGAUAUUUUUCGAAUGUCCAAACUGAAGGUAUUUCUGCUGGCACUUUCUUUUGCCUAUCUGGCCAAGACCAUGUCUGGAGCUUACAUUAACAGCAUGCUCACACAACUUGAACGGCGGUUCAACAUCCCUGCCUCAUUAGUUGGAGUUAUCAAUGGAAGCUUUGAAAUGGGUAACUUGCUGGUGAUUGCCUUUGUGAGCUAUCUCGGAGCAAAAUGUCACAGACCGCGCCUAAUUGCUGUGGGUUGCACAGUCAUGGGCUUGGGGUGUUUCCUGAUAGGGCUGCCUCAUUUUCUGAUGGGAAGGUACCAGUAUGAAAAAAGUGUUUCUUUAUCAGAAAAUUCUUCUUCAUUCAUGGCUGUUUGCCUUGCCAAUCAUACCAUGCCUACUGAAGAAACCUCAGAAGAAUGUAAAAAGCAGGCUGGAUCGCUGAUGUGGGUGUUUCUGUUGGUGGGAAACAUCAUCCGAGGUGUUGGCGAAACGCCCAUCACCCCUUUAGGCAUUUCGUAUGUGGAAGAUUUUGCAAAAUCCGAAAAUUCUCCUUUCUACAUUGGCUGCCUACAGAUAGCGACUGUCCUGGGCCCAUUAUUUGGCUUAAUGUUGGCUUCAUAUUGUGCACAGCUGUAUGUGGAUGUUGGAUUCGUAGACCUAGCGGAUUUGACAUUGAACCUCCUCGAUGCUCGCUGGGUUGGGGCCUGGUGGCUGGGAGUCAUGCUAUGUGCUGGGGUGAACUUCUUGGUCGCCAUCCCCUUCUUCUUCUUGCCCCGGACCCUUCCAAAAGAAGGAGAAGAAAAGGAUGUCCAUUUAGGAACCAAGGGAAACAGAACACUGCUGCAAAGGGAAAGUGUGAGUCAGGCCAACCAGAAAAUAAGUGAAAUUGCUAAAGAUUUCAUCCCAUACCUGAAAAGUCUUUUCCACAACCCAAUUUACAUGCUUUUUAUAUUGAUCACUGUGCUGCAGUUUAGUGCUUACAUCGGAAUGAUUACUUUUAUGCCAAAAUACCUGGAGCAACAAUACGGAAUAUCUGCAUCAGAUGCCAUCUUUUUAAUAGCCGUUUACAAUCUACCAGUUAUAUGCUCUGGCUAUUUCUUGGGAGGCCUUUUGAUGAAGAAAUUCAAGAUAAGCACCUACAAAGCUGCCCACAUCGCCUUUUGGAGUUCUGUGACUGAGUAUCUCAUCUACUUCUCUGCAUAUUUCAUGGUCUGCAAAAAUUCGUCUGUGGCUGGUUUAACUAUUUCCUAUGAAGGCAUCGAACGUAUCUCCUACUCGGAAACAAGCUUAUUUGCAGAAUGCAACAGUCACUGCGGGUGCUCGACCAAAGUGUGGGAUCCGGUUUGUGGAGAAAAUGGAAUCGCAUACGUUUCGGCAUGCCUGGCUGGAUGUGACGUGGUGAACGGAACUGGGAGAAAUACAGUAUUUGAAAACUGCACCUGCAUUCCGGCUUCGGGUUUUCCAUUGGCAAACAGCUCAGCAGUGUUGGGCCAGUGCGGCCGAGAAGAGGCGUGUGACACCAUGUUGCACUACUAUUUGAUUAUGUCUUUGGUUUGCUGCUUAAUUUAUUCCACUGGAGCCAUGCCGGGUUAUAUGGUCCUAAUAAGGUCUCUAAAGCCAGAGGAGAAAUCAUUUGGGGUAGGACUCCAUGCCCUGGCAGAAAGAGUGUUUGCUGGAAUUCCAUCACCCAUUUAUUUUGGAACUAUGAUUGAUACCACCUGCUUGAAAUGGGGGACAAAGAGCUGUGGGGGAGAAGGAGCAUGCCGAAUGUACAAUUCUGACACAUACAGACUGCUGUACCUGACUGUGCCUGCUAUUCUCCGUGGGGUAUCCUACAUCCCUUGCGUGUGCAUACUCUUGAUUUUAAGGAGACAGCCUAAGAGCAGAAAAACUGGAAACCUAGAGAUUGAAGCCAAAGAAGAGGAAAAUGGAGCAGCCGAACAGAAGGAGGCACCAAACACCCCAAAAUGUACAAAUUUGCACCUAGAAGUAAUUGAUAGUGUAAGCAAGGACUUCAGUAAAGACUAGGUGCAUUUCAAGUGAAGUUGAUAAUCGUCAUUUUAAGAUGGGAUGAAAAGAACGGAAAUUUCUUACAGGUACUCUCUCUGUCUCGAUGGAUUCAAAGUGCAAAACAUGAGGUUCCACAGUUUGGUGUAGUGGUUAAGUGUGCGGACUCUUAUCUGGGAAAACCGGGUUUGAUUCCCCACUCCUCCACUUGCACCUGCUAGCAUGGCCUUGGGUCAGCCAUAGCUCUGGCAGCUGCUGUGAGAGCCCUCUCCAGCCCCACCCACCUCACAGGGUGUCUGUUGUGGGGGAGGAAGGUAAAGGAGAUUGUGAGCUGCUCUCAGACUCUUCGGAGUGGAGGGCGGGAUAUAAAUCCAAUAUCUUCUUCUAUUUACUGGUGAUCAAUAGCAGCUUGAACCGGCUUAGUUUCACCUGUGUUAUAACUUGAGUAUCUCACCUGUUACAGUCUUCCCAGAAUGCCUAUGGCAAGUAGCAGUGGUUGACAGAUGCUGUCAGGUCUCCAUCACAAAGGUUGUUUGUGUAUUUGUGUUUAUUUCAAUGCACCAUCUUGUAGGUCAGUUUUCCUUUUGCAUUUCUACUGUCUGUAUAAGGCUUUUGCUAUUAAUGUAAACGAGUGUCAUCUACUGCCAAAGAGAAUUGCCUGGCAGUCUGAAAAGUCCCCUGCAAUUUAUAGAUUGCAGAACCAAGGAAUAUACUGAAUACAGCUGCCCCAUCACCACAGUUUGUCCCCCAGCUGCAAACUCAGAGGUCUCAAACAUGACACUUGCUCUCAACUUUCCACCGGUAAUUAUAAUAAUGCUAGCCUACCUUACAGGGCUGUUGUAAGGGUUUUGGACAUAAUACAAAUAAAAUGGCUUGAAUACUAAGAAA